ACAAAAAUUACAUGCCUUAUUAUUUAAUGUAAUUUAUUGGAUUAUAUUAAAGAGCCUUGGAUACAAAUCCAGCCAGACGCCGCACCGACGAGGCCCCUUGUGAUUUUCUACGGACAAUAUGAGAUGAUGCGAAAUUCGGUUCUUUGAUUUUUUUUAUUUUUUAUUUUCUUUCUUUCUUGAGAUUUCAUUCUUCUCGGCAAUUCACUGUAAAACCCUACACUUCGAGCCCAUUUCAUUUGUGUUUCCAGAAUUUCAUGCUCUCCCCGCUUUCAGUUUUCUUCUAGUCUUCGUUUCUUUUUUAUUUCAUUUUGGGAGUUAUGUGCUUCCAACAACUCUGUGAUUGAAGAGAAUUGUUGGUCCUGUUUAAUGAGCCGGAGGAUUGGUAUACGAUGAGCAGCAGUUGCAUCCAAGGAUGGACGAGCUGCCGGGAGCAUUUGGCACCAGCGCCAGCUUCGCUCUUCGACUGGGGCAGACCGUCUUCUCCUCAGCUUCUCUUCUCUUUAUGUGUUUGGGUGUCGAAUUCUACAGCUAUACUCCUUUCUGCUAUUUGGUGACAGUCAUGGGCUUGGUUAUCCCAUGGAGCGUAACAUUGUUAGUAGUGGAUGCUUACUGUGUCUUCAUAAAAUGUUUACCUCAUCAGCGGAGGAUCAUAUCAAUCAUCGUCUUGGGAGACAUGGUAUUGUCUUAUCUCUCACUGGCCGCAGCAUGUUCAACAGCCAGUGUCACAGAUAUCCUGCUUGAUGUUGGCAGAUCCUAUUGCCCAACGAGGUUUUGUGGUAGAUAUCAGUUGUCUGCUGCAAUGGCUUUCUUGUCUUGGUUCCUCUCAUCAGCUUCCUGUCUUUUUAAUUUUUGGCUUCUGCCAACUCUGUAAAGGAAUAGCUGGCUUCUUGUUUGAUAUGUAAAGGGAUGAAAAGGGUGCAUAUGACAAAGUCAUUUGCCCGUAUGCUGAUAUAUUUUUGAUACUCUGUAAAUAAAAUUCUAACGACUAUAGCUAACAAUGUGAUGAAUAAUAAUUGCCUUUUCCAUGCAAGGAUCAAGCAAAAUCUA
This is a messenger RNA of Neltuma alba, 1047 nucleotides long. Its product is annotated as CASP-like protein ARALYDRAFT_485429. Bases 413 to 871 code for a protein of 152 amino acids. Lineage: Eukaryota; Viridiplantae; Streptophyta; Magnoliopsida; Fabales; Fabaceae. Gene Ontology annotation, cellular component: membrane. The record is from RefSeq and is a predicted model, not a curated record. The transcript has 3 exons.